GGGCGGACAGCGGCGGGUAGGAGUGGCCGCGGAGGUUGCAGUGACUGGCGGACUCCCAGUCGGCGGCUUGCGGCAGCGUCGACACUUCCUGUCAGCCGCUCGAUCAGAGCAGAGCCGAAGCGAGGGCGGAGGAGGCGAGGCGCGGAGUGGAGCGGGAUGGCAGAGAACAGCUCCGAGACAAGCGGCUCCGUUCACCGGAGAUGUCCGACCCAUUCUUCCCCGGGGGUCGGAGCCUCCAAGUGGAUCCGACUGAAUGUCGGAGGGACGUAUUUUCUAACGACGAGGCAGACGCUGUGCCGAGACCCGAAAUCCUUUCUGUUCAGGCUGAGCCAGGCUGAUCCGGAGCUCGAUUCCGACAAGGAUGAAACUGGUGCCUAUCUCAUCGACAGAGACCCCACGUACUUCGGGCCAGUGCUGAACUACCUGAGGCAUGGCAAACUGGUGCUCAACCGGGACUUGGCGGAGGAAGGAGUUUUGGAGGAAGCCGAGUUCUACAACAUCACAUCAUUAAUAAAACUCAUCAAGGACAAGAUCAGGGAUCGGGACUGCAAAACAUCACAGGUUCCAGUGAAGCACGUGUACCGGGUUCUGCAGUGCCAGGAGGAGGAGCUGACCCAGAUGGUGUCCACCAUGUCUGACGGCUGGAAGUUCGAGCAGCUUGUCAGUAUAGGUUACGGGCGGGCCCACCAGGCAGAGUAUCUGCUGAUUGUGUCAAGGGAGGUGAAGGGAGAGGAGUCUGCUUUGCCAAACAACAGCGGAGAGCUCGUCAGCAUCGGCUCCUCCUAUAACUACGGAAACGAAGACCAGGCCGAGUUCCUGUGCGUCGUUUCCAAGGAGCUGCACAACCAGUCGUACGGGACCAACAGCGAACCCAGCGAGAAGGCAAAGAUUCUCCAGGAGCGGGGAUCCCGGAUGUGAGGUGGACUCAGUAUUAGGGGCUCCAGGUGUUUUCAUCAUAUCUGUGGAACAGCGUUGAGCACAAACAGAGUUUUUGGGGGGCGGUGUGCAUUUAUUCGUCUUCCCUCCACUUUUGUUUUUAUUUCUUGAUGUAAAUAAGUCUGUUUACUGACAAGUUGUGCCUGUACAUUUAAACUGGACCUUUUUUGCUUUUUUUUGAAUUGGCAGCAAGUAUUUUUUUUCUUUUUAUCUGAAAGUGAGGAAUUGUAAUCGACUGUUUUAUGCUAUAAAAUAUGGCCGCCAUCAUAUAGGGCCAGCGAGUCA
Poecilia reticulata (guppy) is the source of this 1221-nucleotide messenger RNA. RefSeq names its product potassium channel tetramerization domain containing 5b (gene kctd5b). Gene Ontology annotation, biological process: protein homooligomerization; proteasome-mediated ubiquitin-dependent protein catabolic process. NCBI's taxonomy places the organism in Eukaryota, Metazoa, Chordata, Actinopteri, Cyprinodontiformes, Poeciliidae. The record is from RefSeq and is a predicted model, not a curated record. Gene Ontology annotation, molecular function: cullin family protein binding. Gene Ontology annotation, cellular component: cytoplasm; Cul3-RING ubiquitin ligase complex.